This is a messenger RNA of Rattus norvegicus (Norway rat), 1992 nucleotides long. It is a transcript of the gene Mesd, whose product is annotated as mesoderm development LRP chaperone. The record is from RefSeq and is marked provisional. Gene Ontology annotation, cellular component: cytosol; endoplasmic reticulum; nuclear body. The transcript has 3 exons. Lineage: Eukaryota; Metazoa; Chordata; Mammalia; Rodentia; Muridae. Gene Ontology annotation, biological process: ossification; protein folding. Bases 249 to 923 code for a protein of 224 amino acids.
GGAUGAGGUCCGGACUGGAGGAAACAGAACGGCGGGGUGCGGUAGGCUAGGACGCUUAGGAGGAGGAGCCAUUGGACCUGUGUCCGCGAGAGUGGGGCAGGGUCGAGUACUGGCUUUAGUUCUGCUCAGAGCGAGCGAGGGACUGGAUUGGAGGACCGGGGGUGGGGUGGGGGCGAGGCUCCGGCGCCGAGACUCCGCACGCUGUUUGCGCAGGCUCAGUGUGUAGCCCGUUACACUGGGCAGCUAACAUGGCGGCCUCCAGCUGGCUGCGCGCGGUUCUCCUGUUUCUAUGUGCCUCGGACCUUCUGUUGCUCUCUCCUCCUGAAGCCUACGCGACCGAUACUCCCGGCGAGGCCAUCACACCUCCACGGAAAAAGAAGGACAUCCGCGAUUACAACGAUGCCGACAUGGCGCGACUUCUGGAGCAGUGGGAGAAAGAUGAUGACAUAGAAGAAGGAGACCUUCCGGAACACAAGAGACCAUCGGCACCUAUCGACUUUUCAAAGCUAGACCCAGGCAAACCUGAGAGCAUCUUGAAAAUGACAAAGAAAGGGAAGACUCUGAUGAUGUUUGUCACCAUCUCAGGGAACCCCACUGAGAAGGAGACAGAGGAAAUCACCAGCCUGUGGCAGGGUAGCCUGUUCAAUGCCAACUAUGAUGUUCAGAGGUUCAUCGUGGGAUCAGACCGUGCUAUUUUCAUGCUCCGGGAUGGGAGCUAUGCCUGGGAGAUCAAGGACUUUUUGGUCAAUCAAGACAGGUGUGCUGAAGUCACUCUAGAGGGACAGAUGUACCCUGGCAAAGGAGGAGGAAGCAAGGAGAAAAAUAAAACAAAGCCAGAGAAGGGUAAAAAGAAGGAGGGAGAUCCCAAGCCACGGGCUUCCAAGGAAGACAACCGAGCUGGGAGCAGAAGAGAAGACCUCUAGCGGGUGGCAGGUUUCCCGCCGGGUAGGCAGGACCAGAUAGCCUCUUGCAGACUGGUGGGGCAGGUAGGUGCAGGAAACUGCAGAGCAGAUGGCAUUCUCACGUCCUCUAGCAAGGGUCUGUGUGCGACCAUCUGGCCAAUAUCACAGUUACUGUAUAAAAGGCUUCACAUGUAAAGGCAGGGUUUGUGAUUCACAGUGGACUGGCAGGUCCUGCUUAUUGUGGCAUCACCUGACUUGGAAACUUGAUAGAUGUCUUGUACGUUUUACAUCUCAUGAGUUCUUGACAACCCAAGUAUCACUCCCUCUUCACUGCACCUGCUGUGGCCCAAGGGCCUGUUGUUUCUGUGUGUUGCAAGCUCAAGUCAGACAAGCCUUGAGAACCUUUGGCUUGACAGGCGUAGGCAUUGAUCAUUGAGGGGUGAAGAUAACUGUGCUGUAUGUGCCGUGCUGGACACCCAGGAUCUGGACAGCUGACUCACUGUGUAGAAUGUGCAGAUUCACAAGACAGUGCCAUCCAGACGGCCAAGGAGUCAUUUCACGUGGCUUGCGUUCUCAUCAGUUCAGGGGAUCCUGUCUCCCAGUCUUCCUGUGGUUGUAGAGGGAAUGCUGUUGUGCCUCACUUGAGGAAAGAAGGGUGAGCAGCUGAGGGCUCCUGCUCUGCAUAGCCCCACAACUACAAAGCUGGAGGAGGGACCAGCAGAAUCUUCCAGAGGAGCGGACCUCAUCUACGGUAUUUCUAAGUGGUUUUCUUUGAUAAAGUGCCUAAACUUGUGCUUCUGUAUGGUACUCUCAUGGUGGGCUACUGUUCAUACUGUUUUUGCUGUUCAGAGGUUGAAGCUUAUCUAAGAGAACAUUUCUAUGAGGAUGCCAUUUUUAAGAACUUACAUUUUUUUAAAACCUCAAUUGUGGUUUUAAAUUCAAAAUAGUACGUGUACACAUACCCGGCUAGAAAGUGUCACUGUUAGAAUGUCACAGUGUGAAGAAUUGCCCUACCCUGCUGCCCGUACUUUGUCCCAGUGAAGCUACUGUUGAUUGUUGGUUUUUCAAAAAUAAAAUAUGUUUACUGGUU